Messenger RNA from Guyanagaster necrorhizus, 1254 nucleotides. RefSeq names its product NAD(P)-binding protein. The coding region runs from base 1 to 1254 and encodes 417 amino acids. Gene Ontology annotation, biological process: NADPH regeneration. The record is from RefSeq and is a predicted model, not a curated record. NCBI's taxonomy places the organism in Eukaryota, Fungi, Basidiomycota, Agaricomycetes, Agaricales, Physalacriaceae. Gene Ontology annotation, cellular component: cytoplasm. Gene Ontology annotation, molecular function: nucleotide binding; oxidoreductase activity. The transcript has 12 exons.
AUGGCGAAUAUGGAAAAACUGAAUAUCCUGAUGUGCGGUGCUGGCGAGUACACUACCGGGUGGACAGGAUCUGGGGCAUCCAAGUCAGACAAAAAGAUCGGAGUCGUCGCCCUGACGUGCUUUGAUCUUCGAAGACUGGGAAAAGUCAAUAAGCUCGGAAUGGCCGGUGUUAACGGCCACAAGUUUCCCGUUAUUAGGGAGCAUUUGGCUCAAAACAUCGCAGCCGUUUAUAAGGACAUGGAUACAAUAUUUGAUUCGUUCCCGGACGUGGAUAAAAUGGAUCCAGAGGCUUACAAGUCUGCUAUGGACAAGAUGAAGCCCGGAGAUGCGGCUAUAAUUUUCACACCGGACUCUACCCACUACAGUAUUGCUAUGUACGCCAUCGAACGCGGAAUUCAUGUCCUCGUCACCAAACCCGCCGUCAAGUUACUGUCAGACCACAACAAAUUAAUAGCGGCUGCGAAGAAGCACAAUGUUAUUUGUUUCGUUGAACAUCACAAAAGAUUCGAUCCUGUGUACAGCGACGCCAAAGCUAAAGCCGCAAGUUUGGGCGAGUUUAACUUUUUCAGCGCGUGGAUGAGCCAACCAAAGAGCCAGCUUGAUACUUUCCGCGCCUGGGCUGGUAAGGACUCGGAUAUCAGCUAUUACCUGUCAUCCCAUCACGUUGACAUCUGCUGCUGGAUCCUUCAGGACAUUGCAGUUCCGACGCGAGUCGUGGCGAGCGCUGCCGCCGGUAUCGCCACCAGCGAACCAUAUAACUGUGACCCCCAAACUGAAGACACUAUUACGCUUAUGGUGGACUGGCAAUCGAUUAAGAGCCCGAAGCAUCGAGGUACAGGAGUCUACACUGCGAGCUGGACAGCACCUUUAAAAUCCGGUGUUCAUUCUGCUCAACAGUGGUAUUACAUGGGUGAAAAGGGCGACAUUACUGUCGACCAAGCUCAUCGUGGCUAUGAUGUGACCGUCGACGACACUGGCAAGUCGUGGUAUAAUCCUAUGAAAUAUUCACCCUCUGAAAGCGGGCACUUUGACGGGCAACGAGGGUAUGGCUAUAUUUCCAUCGAGAAGUUUGUCGACGCGGCUCGCAGUGUCAAUGCUGGCAUAACGAAACCUGCAGAUUACGAUUUGCACGGCCUUCCGACAAUCGCAAACACCGUACUCACAACUGCUAUCUUGAACGCCGGUCGCACCAGUCUUGACGAGAAGCGACCGGUAGGAAUUAAGAAAGAUGGCGAUACUUGGGUUUUGCAGUGA